GCACGUGGCCCGGGCGGCGCGGGGCAGGUGGACCCCGGGUCGCGGCGGCCUCUGCCCGCGACCCAGGCCGGGCCCCUGACCGCGCCGUUCCGUCCUUCUGUCGCCCGGUGAAAAAGUCCCCCCACCCCGAGAUUUGGGAGGGUGGGCACCGCGAUCACCGGUGAUCCCGAGCCACGUCCAGGAUGGAAGUUGUGUAAUCUGCAGCUAUUCCUCUUCCUUGGAGACCUUUAAAGCACACGGUUCUUAAACCUGGCUGCACAUUAGGAUCACCUAGGGAGCCUUAAAAAUACCAACUGCAAGCCAAUUGAAUCUGAAUCUCUGGGGUAAGAGAGAUCCAGCAUAGAGAAUGGGAUAUUUUAGAAACUGAAGAUCAUUAUAAGAGCCGAUGGAGAUCUAUUAGGAUUCUAUAUCUUACUAUGUUUCUUAGCAGUGUAGGAUUUUCUAUUGUGAUAAUGUCAAUAUGGCCAUAUCUCCAAAAGAUUGAUCAGACAGCUGAUGCAAGUUUUUUGGGCUGGGUUAUUGCUUCAUUUAGUCUUGGCCAAAUGGUAGCUUCACCUGUAUUUGGUUUGUGGUCUAAUUAUAGACCAAGAAAAGAACCUCUUAUCAUCUCUCUCUCCAUUUCGGUCGCCGCUAACUGCCUCUACGCCUAUGUCCACGUUCCAGCCUCUCAUAACAAAUACUACAUGUUGGUUGCUCGUGGAUUGGUGGGAUUUGGAGCAGGAAAUGUAGCAGUGAUUCGAUCAUAUAUUGCUGGUGCUACUUCCCUUCAGGAAAGAACAAGUUCAAUGGCAAAUACUAGUGCAUGUCAAGCAUUAGGUUUUAUUCUAGGUCCAGUUUUUCAGACUUGUUUUGCACUCAUUGGAGAAAAGGGCGUGACAUGGGAUACCAUUAAACUACAGAUAAACAUGUAUACAGCACCAGUUUUACUUGGCGCAUUCCUGGGAGUUUUAAAUAUUAUUCUGAUCCUUAUUCUAUUAAGAGAACAUCAUGUGGAUGACUCAGGACGACAGUGUAAAAAUGUUAAUUUUGAAGAAGCAAGUACAGAUGAAGUUCAGGUUCUCCAAGGAAAUAUUGAUCAAGUUGCUGUUGUGGCCACUAAUAUUGUGUUUUUCGUGAUUCUAUUUAUCUUUGCCCUUUUUGAAACGAUUGUUACUCCAUUAACAAUGGAUAUGUAUGCCUGGACUAGAGAACAAGCUGUAUUAUAUGAUGGAAUAAUACUUGCUGCUCUUGGAGUUGAGGCGCUUAUUAUUUUCAUGGGGAUUAAAUUACUUUCCAAGAAGAUUGGCGAGCGUGCUAUUCUACUGGGAGGAUUCAUCGUUGUAUGGGUUGGCUUCUUUAUCUUGUUACCUUGGGGAAAUCACUUUCCCAAGAUACAGUGGGAAGAUCUGCAUAAUACUUCAAUUCCUAAUACCACAUUUGGGGAAAUUAUUAUUACUCUUUGGAAGUCUCCAAAAGAAGAUCACAAUGAAGGACCAACUGGUUGCCCAAUUGGACAAGCUUGGUGCUUCUACACCCCCAUGAUCCACCUGGCCCAGUUCCUCACAUCAGCUGUGCUCAUUGGAAUAGGCUAUCCAUCCUGUAAUGUUAUGUCCUAUACAUUAUAUUCAAAAAUUUUGGGACCAAAACCUCAGGGUGUGUACAUGGGCUGGUUAACAGCUUCUGGAAGUGCAGCACGGAUUCUUGGACCUGUGUUCAUCAGCCAAGUGUACACUUCCUGGGGCCCACGAUGGGCAUUCAGCCUUGUGUGUGGAAUAGUGAUGCUUACCAUCAUACUCCUGGGUGUGGUUUACAGAAGGCUUGUUGCUUUUUCUGUAAGGCAUGGAAGGAUUCAAGAGUAACCUGACACAGGAUGCCUGGGUGGUUCAGUGGUUGGGCGUCUGCCUUUGGCUCAGGGCAUGAUCCCGGAGUCCCGGAAUCAAGUCCCACAUCGGGCUUCCUGCAUGGAGCCUGCUUCUCCCUCUACCUUUGUCUCUGCCUCUCUCUCUCUGUGUGUCUCAUGAAUGAAUGAAUAAGGUCUUAAAAAAAAAAAAAAAAGUAACCUAACACUAUGAUGGAAAGUACUUGUUGUAUGGGACUUCCUCUUCCAAGGCUCUGCUAGAUCAUUAUUAUGAGUCAGUUUCCAAAAGUCAGGCUGCAAAUAUUGUAUAUUUUUAAUUACAAAAACAUAUAUUGAAUAAUACAGACAAUUCUGUGUGUAAUUGUGAACAGUGACCUAAUAUAAAAACACUGGUUCACAAUUUCCUUAUUUCAAAAAGAUAUUCUAUUAUCGCGUCUCUUUUGGCGUUGCAUGAACUCAUGAGUGAAUGGACAAUGAUUUAUAAAUAUGAAGUUGUACUCUUAGACUGCAGAGGUGUCAUGAAAAUAAUGAGAAAAUAUGCAGUGAAACCAUAAGGAGAGUUCUGUAUGAAUUAACUAUAACAAAAGAAUUAAAUUAUAGAAAUUACCUAAA
This is a messenger RNA of Canis lupus familiaris (dog), 2449 nucleotides long. RefSeq names its product major facilitator superfamily domain containing 8 (gene MFSD8). Lineage: Eukaryota; Metazoa; Chordata; Mammalia; Carnivora; Canidae. The record is from RefSeq and is a predicted model, not a curated record. Gene Ontology annotation, biological process: transmembrane transport. Gene Ontology annotation, cellular component: lysosomal membrane. Gene Ontology annotation, molecular function: transmembrane transporter activity. The transcript has 13 exons. Bases 417 to 1838 code for a protein of 473 amino acids.